Perca fluviatilis (European perch) is the source of this 2484-nucleotide messenger RNA. RefSeq names its product dihydropyrimidinase like 4 (gene dpysl4). Bases 79 to 2025 code for a protein of 648 amino acids. The transcript has 15 exons. The record is from RefSeq and is a predicted model, not a curated record. NCBI's taxonomy places the organism in Eukaryota, Metazoa, Chordata, Actinopteri, Perciformes, Percidae. Gene Ontology annotation, cellular component: cytosol; cytoplasm. Gene Ontology annotation, molecular function: hydrolase activity, acting on carbon-nitrogen (but not peptide) bonds, in cyclic amides.
GCAGUCUCACCUCCCCUCCUCUUCCUAUCUUCCCUGUCUUCGCCUCUUCCUCGCCCCAGAUCAGACCAGACCAGCGAGAUGUCUGAGCGGAGGAGUUCUCUGGAGGAUGACUGCUCCUCUCUGCUGUCCCGUCUGGGCUCUGACUCCCCCCGUCCCAGGAUGAAGUACGGCGGGAUGUUCUGCAGCGUCGAGGGAGCGUUCGAGAACAAAACUCUCAACUUUGAGUCCUUCAGUCCGCAGACGCAGCGCCGGCGCGCCGCUGGGAACCGAACCGACGGCCGCAGCGCGGGACAGGCGGCGGCGUUUCCCUCAGGACACGCCCGGGAAAUCUACGGCAAGAGACAGGGCGACCGUCUGAUCAUCAAAGGAGGAAAGAUCGUCAAUGACGACCAGUCAUUCUACGCUGACAUCUACGUGGAGGACGGCACCAUCAAACAGGUGGGGGAGAACCUGAUGGUGCCGGCCGGCGUGCGGACGCUGGAUGCGUACGGUCAGCUGGUGAUCCCUGGAGGGGUGGACGCCAACACCAACCUGCUGGCUCCACAGAGAGGCCUGACCCCCCCUGGGGGGUUCUUCAUGGGGAGCAGGGCGGCCCUGGGCGGGGGCACCACCACCAUCAUGGAGCACGUGCUGGUGGAGCCAGGGACGAGUCUCCUGGCGUCGUUGGAUCAGUGGAAGGAGACGGCGGAGCAGACGGCGUGCUGCGACUUCUCGUUCCACCUGGACAUCACUCGCUGGCACGAAGGACUCAACGAGGAGCUGGAGACACUCGUCAGAGAUCACGGUGUGAACUCGUUCCUGUUCUUCAUGUCCUACAAAGACAAAUACCAGAGCUCCGACUCGCAGCUCUACGAGGCGUUCGGGGUCCUCCGGGAUCUCGGAGCGAUCGCUCAGGUUCACGCUGAGAACGGUGACAUUAUUGAUGAGGAACAGAAGAAGCUUCUCUCUCUCGGCAUCACCGGACCUGAAGGACACGUUUUAUCUCACCCUGAGGAGGUGGAGACGGAGGCGGUGUAUCGGGCCAUCACCAUCGCCAAACAGGCCAACUGUCCGCUGUACGUUACCAAGGUGAUGAGCAAAUCUGCUGCUGAUGUCAUCGCCAAAGCAAGGAAGAAAGGUAUGGUGGUGUACGGGGAGCCAAUCACUGCAGGCCUGGCCACUGAUGGCUCUCACUAUUGGUCCAAAGACUGGGCCACAGCGGCUGCCUUUGUCAUGAGCCCGCCCCUGAACCCGGAUCCUUCAACUCCACAGUACCUGACCUCUCUGUUAGCAUGUGGAGACCUCCAGGUGACGUCCAGCGCUCAUGCAAGCUUCUCCACAGCUCAGAAAGCUGUCGGUAAAGACGACUUCACUCUGAUUCCAGAGGGAACCAACGGGAUCGAGGAGAGGAUGUCUGUGGUGUGGGACAGAGCUGUGUGUACGGGGAAGAUGGACGAGAAUGAGUUUGUUGCCGUAACGAGCACCAACGCUGCCAAACUCUUCAACAUUUACCCACGCAAAGGAAGGAUCGCUGUCGGAUCGGACGCUGAUAUCGUCAUCUGGAAUCCGAAGGAGACACAAACUGUUUCUGCAAAGACUCACAACCUGUCUGUGGAGGUGAACAUCCUGGAAGGUUUGGAGUUACGAGGCGUGGCGUCUGUGGUGAUCAGCGGCGGUCGAGUCGUUCUGGAGGACGGAAAACUCACCGUGAACGAAGGUUCAGGACGCUUCAUCCCUAGGAAGGCUUUCCCAGACGCCGUCUACAAGAGGAUCAGAGCUCGCAGCAAGAUGGCUGAGGCUCGCGGCGUCCCCCGAGGAAGCUACGAUGGUCCGGUCCAUGAUGUCAUCAGUAUGACUAAAUCAGUCCCGCCCACUCCGACCACCAGGGGGCCGCCCUGUCCAAAAACCCAGAUGAACCUCCGAAACCUCCACCAAUCAGGAUUCACCCUGGCAGGAACUCAGAUUGACGACCACAUCCCUCGCCGCUCUGCUCAGAGGAUCGUGGCUCCGCCUGGUGGCCGAUCCAACAUCACAUCCUUAUCUUAAAACUACAACAAUCACACUUUGAGUUUACUUUGAGUUUGUCCAACAAAAUACUAGGGCUGGGUAUCGCCAAAUGAUUUUCUGAUUCAAUUCGAUUACCUUUCUGAUUGGAUAUCAAUAAGGUUAUUGAUAACCAGUUUAUCUUGGAUAUAAAAGAGAUUCUCAGAGAACUAAUGCUGUAAAUUGUACAAGCCAGAAGCAAGCUUUAGAUAUUUUUUAUAAUGCACCAGGUUAAUGUUUACAUUAAGAAAUUACCCCACACAGUGAGUUUAAAGGACUUUUUAUUGACCAGGACUAACAGGACAGUCAUUGAGAAGGCAGACAUUUAGGGCCCUUUCACAGUGACCUCCUUUGGGCCGGACUUUCAGACUUUUCUGUUUGAUCCAGACUAAGGGCGUUUUCACACAUGAAAGUCCGAACCAAGGUCCGGACCAAGGUUCAUGUUUUUGUUACAUUGUAUAC